Messenger RNA from Parasteatoda tepidariorum (common house spider), 2739 nucleotides. RefSeq names its product neuronal membrane glycoprotein M6-a. NCBI's taxonomy places the organism in Eukaryota, Metazoa, Arthropoda, Arachnida, Araneae, Theridiidae. Gene Ontology annotation, biological process: neuron projection development. The record is from RefSeq and is a predicted model, not a curated record. Gene Ontology annotation, cellular component: plasma membrane.
AUUAAUAGCGUGCUUCCAGAUGAUCAAGGUGCGCGGCAACCUGCAGCCCAAAUAACAGGGAAGGUGUGGCAAGGUGUUUAUAAGCCACUUGUGACUUGAAAAAUUUGUGUUUAUAAAGUUAUUUAAAGAACCAUGUCUUAAUUUUAUAUAAAAAGCUUUAAAUACUCGAAACAUCUGGAAGCUCACAAAACUGCCAUGGGAGGGUGCUCAAAAUGUAUGACAAGGGUACCUUACGGUACCUUAAUUGCCACAAUUUUAUGCUGUGCUGGAGUACUGACAUUUUUAAUAUGCCUUUAUCCUGCCGUAAGACUGACACUAGACAUGUUCGAAACUGUUUUCAUUUAUGAUUUGGAAUGGCUCAAUGAUGUCCGUCUCAUAUUUAUCAUUGUUGGUGCUUUCAUGGGACUUCUUGCAAUAACGUUGCUAGUGGUCGGAAUAUUUUCAACGGGAGCCACAAGAUCAAAAAUUUACAGAGGAUGGAAGUCCCGUGUUGGAGGAAGAAUUACGACAGCUCUGUGCAUGACUCUGGCUUACCUUUUAAAUCUCGUGUGGCUGGCUUUUUCAUGUUGUCUUGUAAUAGUAGUUUUCAUCUUCUAUGUUUUAAAAAUGAUGUGCGAGCAGCCAACUGAAUGCAUUGACCUUCAGCAAUUUCAUUUCGCAUUUCCAAAUGGCACAGAUUAUAAGUUGCUGAAAAUUUGCGAUAAAAGAAAAAUCUUCUGCACUGAUACGGUCCAGUAUGCGACGCCAUAUUUCAUAUUAUCUUUCGCUGCAUCCAUUGUUGUUGUCAUAAGUUUGGUGCAUUAUAUCAUGUGUCUUGCAGCUAAUUAUACAAGGAUAAAAGAUCACGAAAAAUUCAAAGACUUGCAAGAGCUACAAUACUUGCAAGAUUCCGAAAUGGGGACCUUGCCAAAAGAUCGCUUCUAGGACAUAAGCCAAGAAAUUUUCAGAAAGGAAAGAUUUUACAGAGUACUGUGAUUCAAAAUCCUACAAAGGCAAGCAACAUAUCUAUGUGAUUAAGGAAUGAAUUUAAAUUCCCUGCAAAAUGAUAAAAUAACUUUCUUUUCAAGAAAAUUUCUUGGCAUCUCGUGUAUCGGUGCAUUAAAAUUGUGUCAUUUCUUUUAAAAUGUCCGGUGAUAUAGUGCAUGCAACAUAAUCUUGUACAUAGAUAUCAAGUUCAAAACUAUAAUCUUGUAUAUUUUGUUUUAACAUUUUAUUCAAAUUAUAACUUUAAUGUUUCAUUUGCUGUGAGGUUUUGGAUAAAUUUUUCAACAGUGAGUCUUCAAACAUCUAUUUGUUAAAAAUUGUCAUUACUAAGCAUUUUGAAAACAUUAUUAAGAAAUUUUGUGAAUGCUACAUAAGAUAUAAAUUUUUUAACUAAUUAUUAUGUCAUGUUUAAUCAAUAGAACUUAUAUUGUUAAUGAUUUUCAAAGGAUGAAACGUUCAGCUAAGGUUAAGUAAGAAUAAUUGUUUUUAAAAAAAUGAGUAAUUUAAGGAAACAUAAUGCCGUCCAUUUCUGAAAAUAUUGAUAAAAAAAAUUUAGCUUUUUAACUACAUACUCUAGCUAGUUUUGCACCUGAUUUCAUAAAAAAGGAAUUUUAUUAAACUUUUGAUAUUGUAGUACUAUUCUACAUUACUUGCAAUUUCUACUGUUCCAAUCAAUGUGUUAAUCAGCUUCAAUAAAAGUUAUUAAUAUUUAUGUGUGAAUUCAAAAUAUGAUUGAUAUGAAAACUAUUUAUUAUAAUUAUUCCAUGUUUAUCAUAACAGGAACGAUGAAGUUACUUUGAUUGCUUUUGCUAAAAGAAUGUCACAUUUGGUCAUAAAAUCAUUUUUGAAAAACUUGUAUUUUUAUAUUGGUUUCUUCAUUUUUUCCUAAAAUACAGAUCAACUGUAAAUGUUUUACUUGGUUAUGCAUGAACAUUUUUAAGCUUUGUGAACAUCACAUGAAGCUUUAUGAACUUUGGUAUGCUUCAAUUUGACAUUUGGAAGAAAAUUUGCUUUUCAAUAACAGUGUCAUUAUUAGCUUUAACAACCCAACCACCUCAUUUAAAAUUUGAUGAUAUUCUUGGGAACUGAGUAAGAUGUGAAUAUGUAAAUUUUAAAGAAGUAGAUGUAAAACAAAAGAAAUUAUGCAAUUUAUGUAUACCUAUAAGGUCUUAAUUAAUGUAAUAAUCUACGAAACUACUUACAUCAAUUAAUAGUAACUAUUAAAAGCUGAACAAUCAUAAUUUAAACAAAGGAAUAAAGAUAAUUUAAGGACUAUUUAAUAUUGAAACAAAAUAUAGCAUUAAAUAAUGAAAUUUUUUUAAACUGAAUAAAAACUCCGUUUUCAAAUCAUAUAAAAUAUUACUAGUAGUGUCAGCUAUUUUCGUAAAUGUUGAAUACUAAUUGGUAAACAUUAAUUUUGUUGCUUUUAAUUAGAUGUUAACUUGUGGAAAAUAUAUUUUCAAUGGUCAACUGAUUAAAGUUAACUUGUUUUAUACAUUUAUAUGUACCUCUUUUUGACACAUGUAUUUGAUAUUGUUCUAUUUAUAAGAUAAUAUUUAUUGUAUAAUUUUAGACUUACGUUGAGUACAUUUUAUGAUUUCAUUUGUGUUUUAACUGGAUAAUUUUAUUGUGGGAAAUUAGUGUUAAAUAUGUGCCUCUUGUAAAUCAAGACUGAAUACUAAAGACUGCAUUUAUGUAUUUAAAGUAUAGUUUUAUUUACACUGCCUUUCAAAUAAAUAAAUUCUAAUAAAUGUA